This is a messenger RNA of Xyrauchen texanus (razorback sucker), 368 nucleotides long. RefSeq names its product NADH:ubiquinone oxidoreductase subunit A3 (gene ndufa3). The record is from RefSeq and is a predicted model, not a curated record. The coding region runs from base 25 to 276 and encodes 83 amino acids. The transcript is spliced from 4 exons. Gene Ontology annotation, cellular component: mitochondrial inner membrane. Lineage: Eukaryota; Metazoa; Chordata; Actinopteri; Cypriniformes; Catostomidae.
CAGAGACAAACUACAGAAGCAAACAUGGCGGCCUUUGGAAGGUUUUUGAAGAACGCGUGGAAUAAGGAGCCUGUAGUCACAGCUGCCUGUGGACUCGGACUUCUGGCUUGUAUUGUGCCGGUUUUGAGCCCCUUUACAAAGUACACAGGAAUGCUGAACGCUGCAAUUCCAUACAAUUAUCCAGUCCCAGUGCGAGAUGAUGGAAACAUGCCGGACAUUCCAGCGCACCCAACUGACCCACAAGGGGAAAACCUGGAAUGGCUGAAAAACCUGUGAAAAAAGUCCUUCACAAUCCUGUACAGUCCACACCCACCUUUUCUUCUGUCCUGUUACCAGCUUGCUCUCAAUAAAAGCUGUUAAUUUAAUUA